Camelina sativa (false flax) is the source of this 560-nucleotide messenger RNA. The record is from RefSeq and is a predicted model, not a curated record. NCBI's taxonomy places the organism in Eukaryota, Viridiplantae, Streptophyta, Magnoliopsida, Brassicales, Brassicaceae.
AACAACAAAAUCCAAAUCCUUUCUUCUAAACCAAAAACCCUAAAAACUCUCCUACCUUCUUCUUCGUCUCUCUAGAGAUGAUGAUGGCUUCUUCCAUAUCCCUAAAGCCGACGACGAGCCUUACCCUCCUAUCCUCUUUCUCCACAGGCAAAGUCCUCCAUUUCCGCCGCUCCCGUAUCACCCACUCACCGUCUUCAUCGUCCUCGUAUCGUUAUCGGACUCUCGUAGCUCAAUUCGGAUUCAGACCAGGUUCGUUCCCUGACCCAGGUGACUCUUUCGAUUUCAUCAAGGACCAUGCUGAGAAUCUUCUCUACACGAUCGCUGAUGCCGCCGUUUCGUCCUCUGAAACCUUUGAAUCUGUCGCUGGCACUAAUUCUGCCACCAAGAACAGUGAUUGGUUCUCUGGUAUUGCCAAUUACAUGGAAACUAUUCUCAAGGUUUUGAAAGAUGGGUUAUCAACUGUAAAUGUUCCUUAUUCAUAUGGUUUCGCUAUCAUUCUACUUACUGUGCUUGUGAAGGCUGCUACGUUCCCAUUGACGAAAAAACAGGUUGAAUCUGCU